AUGGCUCCUUCUCUUAGCAAGGAAGAAAUCUCCCAGCGCAUGAGAGAUCUUGUCUUUGGUGGUCAUCUCGGUCCCGCGCAAGGGAAGGCUAUCACCUUCGACAUCGUUCGCGAGGAUCCUGUGUCCAUAAUCUUCAUUGCCGCACUAAUAUCAUUUACUGAGGUCAAUGCCGGGUUAGAUCGAUACCUGAUAUCCCUUGCCAAGGACGGAGCCUUGCUAUCCACAUCACCUGUUUCCUUGAACACGGGAGAAAUGGCCAAGCUCCUCUUAGAGUCCGGCUGUGGUAAACUGGUUGAAUACGAGAGAUUCAAAGACGGAUCAUUUGGAACCACAUAUAAAGCAAAAGCACGCGGAAAGAACAAGGAUGAGCCAAACGAAUAUAUCGUUCAGUUGCGAUACCAUGCCAACAUCGACAACAUGUACCAUCUUAUCAAAUACGUUCGAGAGAAAAGCCCCGGAGGGCUCCCAGUUCCCCAGAUGUUCCCAACCCCCACGUCGUCUAGCUCUGUCCUUGGGGUCCAGAUCUCUCAGUAUGUACCUGGCCAUAUGGGAUCCGCUAUGAUUGAUGGUCUUUCCUUGGAGGGAAAGCGAAGUGUUGUCAAACAAAUGGCGCAAGCCUUCGCAGCUCUAUGGGAGCUGCCUACUCCCGGGACUGGAAACCUAAUCGGAGAAGCAAUCGUAUCUCCCGAAGGCACCGUCUCGGUGGGCCCGGAAAGACGAUACGGACUGGGUGGACCAUUUUCUUCGGUGACCUCUUACCUGCAAGCAUGGAUAAAACACCGCCUCGAUAAGCUUCAAGGUCAACAAGCGAUUGACGAGUACAAGGACAAAUAUCUCGAUCGAAUUAUCAGAUUCGCUGAAACCACACUCAACCACAUCCCCUUCGAGGUCGAGAAUGUCCAGCUCGCACUGGUGCAUACGGAUCUUGGUCUACACAACAUGAUCUUCUCCGAAUCCCCAACACCAAUCCUGAAGGGGGCGAUCGAUUGGGAAUUCGUGGACUAUGCACCACUCCUGAUCGUCGUUCCGACUCUUGUUGAGCCUACCUUCGAGCUAUUCGCAUCAGAGAGCGGUGAUCUUCGACAAGCCUUCUGGGAUGAGAUACCGCUUUGGAAGCGGGGCUUCGCAUCUAAGGGUUCCCGGAUUUUCUUGGACUUCUAUUCCUUCGGACUAUAUCUCAAAGCGGACGCUCUCCCAGAUCGCAAUGCUGACUUGGCCGCGAAGGAGCAGUACUGGAAGAAGAAUAUAGAAUUUGUGGAAGGAUUUCUUGGACAAUGGGAAAAUCUUCAAGUUUCCGUUUGA
Messenger RNA from Penicillium brevicompactum, 1302 nucleotides. RefSeq names its product phosphotransferase family protein. The transcript has a single exon. NCBI's taxonomy places the organism in Eukaryota, Fungi, Ascomycota, Eurotiomycetes, Eurotiales, Aspergillaceae. The record is from RefSeq and is a predicted model, not a curated record. The coding region runs from base 1 to 1302 and encodes 433 amino acids.